Molecule: messenger RNA, 2406 nt
Organism: Melanotaenia boesemani (Boeseman's rainbowfish)
Lineage: Eukaryota; Metazoa; Chordata; Actinopteri; Atheriniformes; Melanotaeniidae
Gene: ugcg
Product: UDP-glucose ceramide glucosyltransferase
Exons: 10
Coding region: 303-1487 (394 amino acids)
Biological process (GO): glucosylceramide biosynthetic process
Cellular component (GO): membrane
Molecular function (GO): ceramide glucosyltransferase activity
Source: RefSeq, a predicted model, not a curated record
UUCCGGUUUUGCCGCCAUCUGCUCCUAGUGGGUCAGCUGACCGUCGGCCGGUCUGCUGACAGUCAACCAUCCCGGACCAGCGCCGCUUCCCGGACACCUCCAGGCUGAAUCUGCCCCCCUGAGUCCCCGCUGCUGCGUGCUCCUGGCCGGCGCUGCUUCCGGGGACCUGCUGCUGCUGCUGAGGCCGGAUCAUCGGCUCUAACGAACCGGACCUUUUUGCCUCCUGGUCGCGCUGUGAGGCCGGUCAGCUGGUUGACUCCAUCCCGGACCUGCGUGACUCGAGGGGGCUCCCUCUGAGCGCCAUGGCCCUGCUGGACCUCGCCAUGCAGGGCCUCGCCGUGUUCGGCUUCAUCCUGUUCCUCGUGCUGUGGCUCAUGCACUUCAUGUCCAUCAUCUAUGUGCGGCUCCACCUCCACAGGAAAAGGUCGGAGGUCAAGCAGCCGUUCGCUCAGCUGUCCGGAGUUUCUCUGCUGAAGCCACUGAAGGGCGUCGACCCCAACCUGAUCUCCAAUCUGGAGACCUUCUUCACCCUGGAUUACCCCAAGUACGAGAUCCUGCUGUGUGUCCAGGACCAUGACGACCCGGCGGUGGACGUAUGUAAGAAGCUGCUGGGAAAAUAUCCCAACGUGGACGCUCGUCUGUUUACAGGGGGGAAGAAGGUCGGGAUCAACCCAAAAAUCAACAACCUGAUGCCGGGUUACGAAGGAGCCAAAUACGGGCUGGUGUGGAUCUGCGACAGCGGGAUCAGAGUGAAACCAGACACCCUGACUGAUCUGACCAAUCAGAUGACAGAGAAUGUGGGUCUGGUCCACGGGCUGCCGUACGUUGCAGACCGCCAAGGUUUCGCUGCCACAUUGGAGCAGGUGUACUUCGGGACAUCCCAUCCCCGCUCCUACAUUUCGGCCAACGUGACGGGGAUCAAAUGUGUGACGGGGAUGUCGUGUCUGAUGAGGAAGGAUGUGCUGGACCAGGCGGGUGGGCUGAUCGCCUUCGCUCAGUACAUCGCUGAGGAUUAUUUCAUGGCCAAGGCCAUCGCGGACAGAGGCUGGAAGUUCUCCAUGGCAACGCAGGUGGCGCUGCAGAACUCCGGUUCCUACUCCAUCGGGCAGUUCCAGUCACGUAUGAUCCGGUGGACCAAGCUGCGCAUCAACAUGCUUCCUGGAACCGUCCUGGAACCGGUCUCCGAGUGCUUCCUGGCGAGCCUCAUCAUUGGCUGGGCAGCCCAUCAUGUGUUCAGGUGGGACAUGAUGGUGUUCUUCAUGUGUCACUGUUUGGCCUGGUUCAUCGCUGACUAUGUCCAGCUGACCGGAGUCCAGGGCGGUCCUCCGAGCUUCUCCAAGCUGGACUUUGCUGUUGGCUGGUUCAUCAGGGAGUCCAUGGCUGUGCAGAUCUUCCUGUCGGCUCUGUGGGACCCGACCAUCAGCUGGAGGACUGGCCGGUACCGGCUGCGCUGCGGCGGCACUGCCGAGGAGAUCCUGGACGUGUAGUUACCACGGCAACCAGCCGUGCUGAGGAGGAAGGACCGUUUGGUUUUUAUGAGAACUGAAAAGUGUGUGUGUGCGUGCGCACGUGUGUGUGAGUGAAUGUGUGUUUUUAUUUAUGUUCCUUUUGGUGCUAAAAAUAAACAAUAGCAGAACGAGCCAAUGAGAGCGCAGCACCCAAACGAAGAAGACGUGGAAGGAAGAAUCGCACUGAAUUUCUGAUUGAUUAGAAAAAAAAAAAAAGAGGAAGAAAAUUGGCCAAUCAGGAACUUUGGCUCCUGAUUGGCCAGUUUUCAUCAGACGGAGGCAGGAAGUUAAGAAGCUCCAUCCACAUCUCACCUGUCUGACCCAGCUGAAUGAUGAGGAAGCCGCCAUUUUUCUCACACUGCAGAACCGCCUCCGUCUGUGGGGCAUGUGACCAACAGGUCAGGACCAACUGGUCCAGAACCGACGGGUCCGGGACCGGUUCUGUAGAAACGCGUUUUAACAAACGUCCACUGGCUGCUUUGGACCAGAUCCGAGGCGGCGUUUUGAACCUGGGGAAAAGGGGCCAACCAGCGCCGCGCUUGGACGACCACCAAUCAGUUUCCAGUAUUCUGAUGUCAAAAAGGUCAAAAAACAUUUCAGAGAAAUUACGCAGGACCAAAAAAAAAAAAAGGCUCUUAGUCCGAACACUGAGUGUGUGUACGUGCAUGUGUGUAGCUUCACUGUUAGCCGUUAGCACUUUGUCGGGUGGGGGCGGGGUUUGGGUGAUGACAAUCUGGUUUGUCAGACGAACCCUCUUUCCAGUCGUCCAAUCAGAUCAGUAGGAUUUUUAUUUGUAUAUUAUUGUUUAUUGUUGUUUAUUAUCUGUUGUAGUGACAAACGACCAAUCGCAGAUGAGGAUUCUCUCAAGUACAAUAAAGUUUUAUUCUUUUGUCUGCGA